AUGAUGUCAAAUGGCAUCACUUCGUUAGCACAAUAUAAGGAGGAGAAACGAAAAGAGAUCAGCGAAAGGAAGGAUCAAGUAUAUUUGGAGAUCGAAGCGGUCAAUAAAGAAUACACAGCCGAAAAGUUCAUCGACCAAACGCCAGAGUAUUUCUCAGGAACCGACACAGAGAUACCCCGUUGGAAGAGACUGCUGAUGGCACAGAAAAUUGCCAAAGAAGCGAUUAAAAAACGCGAAGAUGAAUUAUGGGACGAAUUUGCCAAAUGGAAAGAGCAAGUUUCGCCUAGCUUCAGGCUUCCACCAAAAUGA
This is a messenger RNA of Anisakis simplex (herring worm), 309 nucleotides long. The record is from the annotation of a GenBank genome assembly. Lineage: Eukaryota; Metazoa; Nematoda; Chromadorea; Rhabditida; Anisakidae.